UCACACACAGACAUACACCACCUCCUCCUCUAUCUCCAUCUCCUCCUCCUCCAUCAUUACCAUGCCCGCCUUCUCCUACCUCCCUAGGGUGCCAGGGAGCGCGCACACCCACUUCAAAUCCAUGUGCAGCCCGGAGAGGAUCGUCCCUAUCCGCCUCCUGCAGCCAGGAGCUGGGGGCCAAUCUGUGUUCUCGGGGAUCACCAUGCACCUGUCUGCCCCCCACCUGCCCAAGGCUCAGGAGCAGGCUCCCCCCGAGCCGCCCUCCUCCCCCGAGCUGCGGGCCUGGCUGAGCGACAUGGUGCAGCAGGACAGCAGCAGGCCCGAGCAGCAGCCUCACCAGGCCCCGGAGUAUGAGUGGGGCCCCACUGGGGGCCAGGAGCAGCCCGAGGAGCCUCCCAGCGGCCCCUCCAUCACCUUCGGCUCGAACAACAGCAAGGAGAGGCUGGCCCUGCACUGGGCCGAGCUGGACAAGCAGGACAAGUACCUCCGCGAGAAGCACCGCUAUCGAUUUCACAUCAUCCCGGACGGCAACUGCCUGUACCGGGCGGUGAGCAAGGCGAUCUACGGGGAUCAGGGCCUGCACUCGGAGCUGCGGGAGCAGACCGUGCAUCACGUGGCCGACCACCUGGACACCUUUAACCUCAUCAUCGAGGGCGACGUGGGCGAGUUCCUCAUCAAUGCGGCCCAGGACGGAGCCUGGGCUGGCUACCCGGAGUUACUGGCAAUGAGCCAGAUGCUGGACAUCAACAUCCACCUGACAACAGGGGGCAGGCCUGAGUGCCCCACCGUCUCCACCAUGGUCCAUCACCUGGGCCUCCAGGACCCCUCCAGGCCCUGCAUCUGGCUCAGCUGGCUCAGCAAUGGCCACUAUGAUGCUGUGUUUGAUCAGCCCUUGCCCAACCCGGAGUAUGAGAAUUGGUACAAGCAGACCCAGGCACAGAGACAGAGAGACCAGGAGCUGGCCAAAUCCAUGGCUAUAUCCCUCUCCAAAAUGUACAUUGAGCAGAACUCCUGAGACAGUGGUCCAGAAUACACCUUCCCCCUCCAUGGAAGGACAGACUCUUAUUGAUGGUGUUUGGGGUCCAUUACACUCCAGUCCAUGCUUGCAAGCACUUUAAAGCAGUGAUGGCUACAUUUUGGCACCCACCACCCCAUAAUGUUGCUGGUUACCUUUUUUCCUAGAUGCUUGGCCUUUUUUUUUUUUUUGCUUUUUUUUUUUUUUUGGGAGGCUGAGCAUCAUUCAAGUAUCUUCAAGGUAGCUGUUAAAUAUUUGCAGUGCCAAAGGUUAGCUAUCACUGCUAUAAACCUUCCCAUGUACUGCACACUUUGAUGCCUUACCCCAUCUUUGUUUAAGAAGCCUGGUAGCUGCAAAGCAAAAGGUUUGCAGCCCAUUACUAUUUUGGAUAAUACAUGGAUCUUUGUUUAAUUGCACACUUUGUUUUGGUCAUCUAAAACUGUCAGUGUGGUGUGUGGUUUUUUUUUUUUUUUUUUUUCUUUCUUUCUUUAGACUGGUUUUCAGAAGAGGCAUUUCAUAUUUUGAAUCAUUACAUUGCCUCCUCUGUUAGAAUACUGUAUACAGAACAUUAUGUGGUAUGUUUAAUGUUAAACACAUAUGGAUUUGUUUUGUUGAUUGCAGAAUGGUAUUACCGGGUAAAAACUGUCCAUUAACAUAAAGUUCUUUGUCUCAGGCCCAAGUGGAUUUUUUGGGGCAUAUAAGCUAAAAUGAGACCCCAUGUGUUUAGUGUGGGGUCUGUUGAUAUUUUGGAGAACUGUUUUUUGUUUUUUGUUUUUCCUUUGCAGCGCAGUAUUUAUUAAUGCAAUUCCUAUUUUUCAACUUUGUAAUAUUUCAGGAUUUGUAUUAUGUACAUAUACUAGUUACAUUCCAAGUUAGCAUGGAAUGAAUAAAUUUUCUUAACUUUGUA
This is a messenger RNA of Pelobates fuscus (common spadefoot toad), 1922 nucleotides long. RefSeq names its product OTU deubiquitinase 1 (gene OTUD1). The coding region runs from base 62 to 1015 and encodes 317 amino acids. Gene Ontology annotation, biological process: protein K63-linked deubiquitination. The record is from RefSeq and is a predicted model, not a curated record. Gene Ontology annotation, molecular function: cysteine-type deubiquitinase activity. The transcript has a single exon. NCBI's taxonomy places the organism in Eukaryota, Metazoa, Chordata, Amphibia, Anura, Pelobatidae.